This is a messenger RNA of Neomonachus schauinslandi (Hawaiian monk seal), 687 nucleotides long. RefSeq names its product retinal rod rhodopsin-sensitive cGMP 3',5'-cyclic phosphodiesterase subunit delta-like. Lineage: Eukaryota; Metazoa; Chordata; Mammalia; Carnivora; Phocidae. Gene Ontology annotation, cellular component: cytoplasm. The record is from RefSeq and is a predicted model, not a curated record.
AUGCCAACGAGGAGGACACUGUGCCGGGAAGGAGAUCCAGAAAUUCUGAGGGGUCUCUUGAGUCUAAGAGGAGGGGAGAAGGGAUCAGGAGCGGGAGCUGAGGGGAGGGAGAGGCCGGUCCGGGUCUGGCCGCGGCAGCUGCUCGCCCGAGGUCUCCAGGCCCGGCUGCGGCUCCGUCCUCCGUUCCUGGGCACCGUCUGCGAAGCUCCGCGGGGCCAGUGUAGGAGAGCUGCAGGCGGCGACCACCGCAUCCUGUCAGCAAAGGACGAGCGGGCCAGGGAGAUCCUGAGGGGCUUCAAACUAAACUGGAUGAACCUCCGGGAUGCUGAGACAGGGAAGGUACUGUGGCAAGGAACAGAAGAUCUGUCAGUCCCUGGAGAGGAGCAUGAAGCCCGUGUUCCCAAGAAAAUCCUCAAGUGCAAGGCAGUGUCUCGAGAAUUGAACUUCUCUUCAGCAGAGCAAAUGGAAAAAUUCCGCCUGGCAGGGCAAGGUCUGGAAGAGUGGUUCUUCGAGUUUGGCUUUGUGACCCCGAACUCCACAAACACCUGGCAGUCCCUGAUAGAGGCAGCGCCCGAGUCCCAGAUGACGCCCGCCAGCGUGCCGACUGGGAAUGUUAUCAUAGAGACAAAGUGUUUUGAAGACGAUCUUCUUGUAAGCACAUCCAGAGUGAGACUUUUCUACGUUUGA